GAUCAAUUAUGUAUGCUCAUUCUCAGUUCAUUUUUAGUCGGAUAACUAAGGAAAGAACAAUUUCAAUAAAGAAAGUUAGUUCCCCUCAAUACUUAAACAAGUUCUUGGUAUUAAAAUCAAAGCACAACCAAAGGUUUUGUAAACACGAUUUUUGGAGCUGUGUAGCAUUUCUAAGAACCCUGAGAGACUCGGGGCAAAAUUAAAAGAAAGCCCGUUUGGGUUCUACAUUUUCGUAUCAUAUAAGCUUCGACGAUCCAGUCACGUGGCUUUACCCACGAAACCUUUCAAUCGCACAAAGAUCCCGAAUUCUACUUGUUGCAAUUAUAACUUGGGGAAUUCAUCGUUAAGAGACUUAUCCGACUUUUUGAAGCCGAUUUCCCUGCUAUUGGUUUAUUGAAGAGAGAGUUUAUUUACAAGAAAAAAUUCUGAAUUUCUUACCCGCUCAGUUUCGUCUUUCAUUUGAUUUCGAGCCAUCUACCGUUGGAGAAUGGAGAUCAGCAGUAGAGUCGGAAAACCCAUGUGCUGAAAAUUGUCUGCUGUAGAAAAAAUAACAAUUCUAAGUCAUCGCAGAUCGCACGAAUCACAAAAUGAAUUUUGAGUAUUGCAAAAUAUUUAUACGUAUGUUCCACAGAUCAGCCGUUAAUGACAAGAUUUCAUCUCAAGCCAGGAUUAUGAUGAAAAUCAUGGGAUCCGACAAAAAUAAAAAGGAACACCGUUUCUUCGUUGAAAAUCAGUCAACAUCUCAUUUGCCUGAUUUUUUAGGGAGAAAGUCUGGUGGAAAUGCUAAAAUAACUGAACGAAGAGUUGCCGUUUUAAAUUCAGUGUUCUUAGAGAAAAUUAGUGACAUUCUGGUUUCCUCUAGACUGGAUCAUGGUGCAACAAAUGUGCAUCAACAUGGCUUUUUUGUGACAAAGGUUAAAGUUCAAAAUGAUGGUUCAGCACUUCAUGUAUACUGGUAUGCAGAUAAAAAUUGUGCAGCUGUAAUAGAAGAGCUUCCAAAAAUGGGGGGUUGGUUAAGACAUGAACUUUCUCAACUCCAUAAUGGACGAGUACCCCACAUCAACUUUAUCUUUGACCGAAGAUUUUAUAAAUCUACCGAUGUAGAAGAUCUCCUUAAAAUAGCAGAUUUUGGACCUGACUAUAACCCAGACAGGACUAGUCGUCCAAGCACAAUUCCAGGAUCUGAGGAGACUCCGAAAGAGCUUAAUAAAAUUUCUGACGUUCUUGGAAUCGACCGAAAUGCCAUAAUGAAUCAAGUUUUGAGAUCGAUGAAUCAUAUUCCCAAGUCGACACCGGUUGAACAGGACAGCAGCAGAAACUUAGUUGACAGUCAACGUCAGGUGGACUUCAAGAAAUACCUCCACGAACAAGAAGUUUUGAAAAUGAAGAUGGAAAGAAGACAAAAUAGAGCAAUGAUGCGCGAGGCAGAAAUGGCCAGUAGGCCUAUUUCUAAAGAGGAGUCCGAUUUGGUCGAUGAGGAAGAAGACGAAGAUUAUAUCGAUCAAGAAAUCGACGACAUUAAAUAAUCUAAAAAUAGUUGAUAACAGUAUGAUUUAUUGUUGACAAAUAUGCGCAUUACAGUGGUGAUUUUGUUCUGAAAUCAUGAAUUAUCGAUUCAAAGAAAAGACGCAUGCUAUCAUCGCCCUAAUUCCAUUUGCAGACACAAUGUGACACAACCUCUCUCGUUAAUCUUCAGGAAUGUAUAGGAUAACAGCGAGAUUUACUGCGUCCCUCAUUCAAAGCUUGUUACGAUAGAGAAACAAAUCUUCCCCAAAAUAUAUGUUGAGAUCCACGUUAAUUUUAUCAACCAUUUUUUUGGGGAAGAGGGAAAAUUAA
This is a messenger RNA of Daphnia pulicaria, 1836 nucleotides long. RefSeq lists its product as uncharacterized. Bases 588 to 1526 code for a protein of 312 amino acids. Gene Ontology annotation, biological process: rRNA processing. The transcript is spliced from 5 exons. NCBI's taxonomy places the organism in Eukaryota, Metazoa, Arthropoda, Branchiopoda, Diplostraca, Daphniidae. The record is from RefSeq and is a predicted model, not a curated record.